AUGGCCAAGCAAGAAGACCACCACCACGUUUCCGACCAUUUAUUAAAGACGACAGACGGGGUCGCCGCCCAGAAGUAUAUGCAGUGUCUGAGAAACAGCAUCCAACCAAGUCGCCUAAGAGUCGGUACUGUGAGUACCACAAAAGCAAAAUGCAUGAUACAGCUAGCUGUUCGGGGUAGAAAUGGGGUCAUUGAACAUAAGCUAUUGAUCAAACCGGGAGUAAAAGAGGUUAAGCAGAAGAAGCGGGUACAAGGAGGAGAUCGUAACAGGGCGAUCAAUGCAGAAGUGUCUAAGCUGACAGAGGCCGGAAUAGUAAGGGAGGCGAUGUUCCCAACGUGGAUUGAAAACCCAGUUAUGGUCCGCAAGCAGGAUGGGUCGUGGCGCAUGUGCAUCGACUUUUCUGAUCUAAACAAGGCAUGCCCUAUGGAUUGCUACCCACUCCCGGAAAUCGAUCAGAAGGUAGAGUUGCUCCAAGGAUUUAAGCUCAAAUGCUUCUUGGAUGCAUACAAAAGGUAUCACCAGAUAUUGAUGAGCAAAGAAGACGAAGAGAAAACAGCCUUCUAUACAGACCAUGGCACGUUCUGCUACACCAAGAUGCCUUUCGGGUUAAAGAAUGCAGGGGCGACAUACCAGCGACUAGUUGACUCGAUAUUCGCCAAGCAAAUUGGAAGGAAUAUUGAGGUAUAUGUAGAUGAUAUGGCGACUAAGAGUCCAAAUGAAGAGAAGAUGCUGCAAGACAUCGAAGAGACUUUCAAGACAUUAGAGGUGGCCAAGAUGAAACUAAAUCCAGCCAAAUGCAUGUUUGGAGUAGAAGAGGGGCAAUUAUUGGGCUACUAUGUUACUAGACAAGGCGUCCAGCCUAGCCCGACCAAGGUCGACGAGUUCAUUGAGACGCCAACCCCAAACUCUCUUAGAGAUGCACAAGGUCUGAAUGGGAACCUCACAGCUAUAAGCAGGUUCAUCUCGAAAUCUGCCGACAAGGCUAUGCCACUGUUCCACACCUUAAAGGGAUGCAUCGAGAAAAACAAUUUCCAAUGGACGGAUGAAGUCGAGAAGGCGCUCCAGAGAAUCAAGGAAGCACUGCACAAGCUACCGACUCUGGCAACCCCCAUCCCUGGAGAAACAUUACAAGUGUAUCUUUCAACAUCAGGCGAAGCGAUAUCAUCAGUAUUGGUUGUGGAAAAGGAAGGGGAGCAGAGACCGAUCUUGCUUAAGCCGGAGACGUCGGGUCGGCUGGCCAAGUGGGCAAUUGAACUGGGAGAGCACGAUAUAAACUACCGCCCAAGAAAGAGUAUCAAAGGGCAGGCGCUGGCUGAUUUCUUACUAGAAAUUCCUGACGGAGGGAACCCGGCGAAAGAAAAAGUGUGGGUAGUUGAAGAGGCCCCUACCGGCGACGGUUCAUGGACCCUGUACACGGACGGGGCGUCCAGCAGGAAAGGCUCAGACGCGGGGCUGAUCCUGACCAGCCCAGAAGGAGAAGAGGUAACCUACACCCUCUGUUUCGACUUCCAUACAUCGAACAACGAGGCGCUGCUUGCAGGGUUGCGACUCGCCAAACAGAUGGGUGCGAAAGCUGUAACAGCACUAACUGACACAAGGUUAGCAGUGAACCAAGUCAAUGGGAGUUUCGAGGUAAGAGACCAAAGAAUGGGAAAGUAUGUAAAGAUGGUAAAGCAACUGGUAGGAUCAUUCGGCCAAUUUACAAUCAAGCAGAUACCCAGAAGUGAGAACAAGAGGGCAAACGCUUUAAGCAAGCUAGCGUCCACUUGUUUUGACCACCUGUCAAAGAAAGUUCUAGUGGAGGUGCUCCGGGAGAGAAGCAUCGAUGAACAGCAGGUGAACACCUUGACCCCCGCUGGACCCACAUGGAUGACACCGUUCCGGGAAUACCUCCAGAGAGGAGUGUUGCCGGAUGACCAUGACGAGGCCAGAAAAAUAUGUAUAAAGGCACCCUCAUACGCAAUGGUGAACGGGGCAUUAUACAAGAAGGGAUUCACGUCUCCAUGGCUAAAAUGUGUAGAUCAAGCCAGGGGGAGAGAGAUAUUGCAGGAAGCACACUCAGGGCAGCUAGGCGCACACGAAGGGGCGAGGGCUUUGACAGGAAAUGUGCUACGAAUGGGGGUAUACUGGCCGAUGAUACAUCAAGACGCGGUAGAAGUAACCAAGAAAUGUUGGGAGUGUCAGUCUUACGCCCCAGUCCAGGCGAAACCCCUGGCGCCGCUAAGCAACAUAUCCAGCCCAUGGCCUUUCUACCAAUGGGGCAUAGACAUAGUGGGUCCAUUCCGAGAAGUACCAGGGAAGAUGAAGUAUAUGGUGGUAGCCGUGGAUUACUUCACAAAGUGGAUUGAAGCUGAGCCACUAGCAUGCAUAUCUGGGAGGCAAUGGUUUGCAAUUCACUGA
This is a messenger RNA of Lactuca sativa (garden lettuce), 2400 nucleotides long. RefSeq lists its product as uncharacterized. Lineage: Eukaryota; Viridiplantae; Streptophyta; Magnoliopsida; Asterales; Asteraceae. The record is from RefSeq and is a predicted model, not a curated record. Gene Ontology annotation, molecular function: nucleic acid binding; RNA-DNA hybrid ribonuclease activity.